AUGGGCAGCGGCAGAGCUCCAUACGCCCAAGCUGACGCUUUUUUCCAACUAUUGCUGUUACGGCUUCCGCAGAUCCAAUCUCUUUCUCUCAACUUACCUCGACCUCUGACUCCUUAUUUCUGGUCGGAGAUUCUUCCUGGUCAGUUAACGACCAGUGUAGAGGCCUUAGAAUUGGCAUUUACGUUCUUGGAUGAGCACAAUCUUGCCUGCUUACUCCAAGCCUGUCCUCAUUUGCGCAGUCUAAAAUAUGACUAUUGGACGACAGCACCGACGCGCGACCCUUAUGUCAACGGAGCUGCUAACUACACACCUGAUCGUUCUAGUGAGAGAUUGGUGAACACUCAAAUCCUUAGGAAGUCCCUUGGUCUGGUUCAGAAUACACUGGAAACUUUUCACCUUCACAUAGUUCCGCCUUAUGACUGGUUCAAUCAAUAUUUGCAGAGACUUGAUCUUUCAUCAUUUGGUGUGUUAACCACGCUACACGUACCGUUCGAGCUCUUGAUCGAUAAAGCAUUGUCGCCAACACUGGCAAUAUCACUUCCUCCGUCUUUAAAACAUCUCUGGCUGAACGAUGAUGGUGCCCAGCUCUGGCUCAAUCACCACUCGUUCUGGGCUCCGAUCAAAGGCUACCACAUUGAAACCAACGUGAACCCUGUCUGCGACCCCUCAUGGCAUCCAAUACACACCGAUCAGGAAAUCAUAGAUGUAACAUACGAAUUCCUGAUGAAUUGGCGGGCGCGAGUACCGGAUCUAAGGACUCUCCGGUUGAUCUUCUACUCUGUCAAGUGGCCCUGCUGGCCAGAACGAGAUACUGCGCUUAUUGGGGCUACCUUGGUGCCGGUUGGUGAAUCGACUGGAAUUCAAGUCUCGGUCAACAAGGUGCAUGAACGGCCGUGUGUCUGUGACGGAAAGUCAGUGCACACGGGUCAAGAUCCGCCAUAUUUCACACUCGAUGCUAUCCGGGAAAGCAGAUGGCCUGAAGUUGACAAUUGA
Molecule: messenger RNA, 993 nt
Organism: Aureobasidium melanogenum CBS 110374
Lineage: Eukaryota; Fungi; Ascomycota; Dothideomycetes; Dothideales; Saccotheciaceae
Exons: 1
Coding region: 1-993 (330 amino acids)
Source: RefSeq, a predicted model, not a curated record